AUGGAUGUGAGUGCCUCCUCGGGAGGCACAGGCUCGAGGCUUGCGCGCGCAGUGGUCAUCGUCUCCGGUGUGGCUUCUCUGGUGGCCACAUUACUGUCUCUCGUGUCGAUAUGGCUUCAAACGUACGUUCAGAGGCUGCCAUUUACGCAGACAUCCAUUGACGGUAUUGCCCAGGAAAAACUACCGGAAACCCUUACUCCAACGCUACGUUGUGCGGCUGUUGUUGAUGUGGGUGACUGGACUACCGGUGCCGGAUCAGAGUGGGAGCAGCUGACGGUCGCUAGGGUUCCGAUAUACGCAGCAUCGUCGUGGGCGAGUAUUGUUUCGCUGCAGGCUUCACUUUGGCUGGACCCGAUUCGUGAUGUCUACGAGGCAUGGCUUCCCGUCCAACUGCGCGGGCUUAUAUCUGACCUGAUGCAGGCUUUUACCAUCUACACCUUCUUCCAACUGCUUAUCAACUUCCUCGGCGGAGAACGAGCCCUAAUUAUCAUGACCCACGGGAGACCGCCUGUCCAGCAUGCUUGGCCGCUUAAUCACUGUCUUCCCAAGGUCGACAUCUCCGACCCUCACACGUUCUUAGCGAUCAAGCGGGGCAUCCUGCAAUACACGUGGUUGAAACCCAUCCUGGCAAUCAUCUCAAUAAUCAUGAAGGCUACGGACACUUUCCAAGAGGGUUAUCUGGGGCUGACAUCCGGGUACCUCUGGACCGGAAUCGUGUACAAUAUCAGCGUCACCGUGAGCCUGUAUUCCCUGGCCUUGUUCUGGGUCUGCAUGCACGAGGACCUGAAGCCGUUCCGCCCCGUUCCCAAGUUCCUCUGCAUCAAACUCAUCAUCUUCGCGUCGUACUGGCAGGGGUUCUUCCUGUCGAUCCUACAGUGGUUGGGUGCGAUCCCCAACGGAGUUGCAGGUUACACACCCGACAAUCUAGCUGCUGCUAUACAAGACAGCUUGAUCUGUUUCGAGAUGCCUGUCUUUGCAAUUGCCCAUUGGUACGCCUUCUCGUGGCACGAUUAUGCGGAUGCCAGGAUAUCGGCGGCCCGAAUGCCGGUCAAAUACGCCAUCCGAGACGCAUUUGGGGUGCGGGAUCUCAUCGAAGACACCAAGCAGACCCUCCGGCGCGAGAACUACGGAUAUCGGCUAUUCGAUUCCGGAGAUCACAUCAUCGCGCAUGAGGAGUCCAGCUCCCGGGUAAGGAGAGUGAUGGAGGGAAUGAGGUACGAACGAGGAGGAAAGGGGAAGUACUGGAUUCCUAAACCCGGCGAAAUCAACAGCCGGACGCCGUUGUUGGCUGGCGCGGGGACCCGCAACGGAUCGCCGAGCACCUCCAAGAGAGGCAGCGUGAUCGACCGGUAUCGAUCAUAUGGAGAGCUCGAAGAGACCACACUGGAUGAGGAAGAUGAGCGUCUCUUCGAGAGUGCACGACAAUUGGAGUUUGGCGACUGGAACGUAAGUUGA
Rasamsonia emersonii CBS 393.64 is the source of this 1455-nucleotide messenger RNA. RefSeq lists its product as uncharacterized. Gene Ontology annotation, molecular function: transporter activity. The record is from RefSeq and is a predicted model, not a curated record. NCBI's taxonomy places the organism in Eukaryota, Fungi, Ascomycota, Eurotiomycetes, Eurotiales, Trichocomaceae. Bases 1 to 1455 code for a protein of 484 amino acids. The transcript is spliced from 2 exons. Gene Ontology annotation, biological process: transport.